Candida albicans SC5314 is the source of this 2625-nucleotide messenger RNA. It is a transcript of the gene ULP3, whose product is annotated as SUMO protease. The transcript has a single exon. Gene Ontology annotation, molecular function: cysteine-type peptidase activity. Gene Ontology annotation, biological process: proteolysis. NCBI's taxonomy places the organism in Eukaryota, Fungi, Ascomycota, Pichiomycetes, Serinales, Debaryomycetaceae. The record is from RefSeq and is a predicted model, not a curated record. Bases 1 to 2625 code for a protein of 874 amino acids.
AUGACAUUUGUAAACAAUAUUUUUUUCUUGGUACCAUCUCAGAGAUCAACAGAAUUCAAAACACACAUAGCGUAUACAAAAAAAAAAAAUCUCAAAUGCUCACACAAUCCAACCAUAGUUUACAAACAAGAACCAUUUUUCUGCAAAACCUCGGUUUACAUGUCAAGUCUAAAAGAUAAAGAGUAUCCUUCUCUAAAAAGAAAGGGUCUAUCCAUUGGUUCGGGUAGUUACAAGCCAGUAAACACAUUAGGUGCUGCCCCUCGAAAUGAACUACCCAAUUCUAAUAACGUAUCUGAAGAAACAUUUCUAUCCAACAUAACAAUGAAAGAGAGUUACGCCCCUGGAAAUGAUCCCAGCUUUUCAUUGGAACGUGCCAAAGAACGUCGACAUAGAUUAAAUGGAUUAAGCCAGUCUUUGAAAACCAACCACUCACCUGUGGACGUGACAGAAUUUCAAAUAACGGAUUGUUUUGGCAGUUCUGUCAAUGUUUCGGCUAAAGACUUGAGAGAUGAGCCGGCGGUGUCAAUCAAUCUAAAAUCAUUUCAUAAAGUUGGAGGAGCGUAUUACAGGAGCAUGAGUCGCCGACAGCAUUUACUAAAUAUAUCUAAGAAUGGGGACUACAUUUGCAUUUUUGAAAGUGAUUAUCCGAAAUCAAACUUUCUCAUCAACAUAGACACACAACUAAAAUCUCUAUCGUUUGCACCAGAGGCUCUUGUUAUGGAACUAAAUGAAGGGCAUGAGACUAUUAUUGCAUCACAUUAUGGAAGAGAUAAUGAGGUACGAGAGUAUUUCCAGAACAAUCCAACGACUAAAGUCGAUCCCAGCAAAACAUUGUCGGGGACUGCAUUGCACCGACUUGAGAAGACAGUACAGCUAGAUAACGAUAACGAUAACGAUUUGGACGCUACCGAAAGGAGUGUUUCUCGGACUCGUCCAAUCCGAGUACGAACACGGCAAGCAUCCAAGGCGUUUUGGUCUCUGGUUGCUGAAGAAAAUAAGGAAGAUCCUUUGGACAUAGUGAAGAUUACAGAUGAUUCACCUAUUGAGAGCGUUUUUGUUGAGGAUGACUAUAUUCCGUAUGAAAAGCCAGCGCCAUUUGAACCUGACUUGCAGUAUACUUUUCCUGAUAACAAGAUAUUUCGAAUCACAGCUAAAGAUUUUGCCACAUUGUAUAACAACGAUUGGAUCAACGACGCUGUGAUGGACUUUUGCAUACGCUACGACAUAGAAGAGGCAAUUAACCAAGGAGUCGUUAAUCGAGAAGACGUUUAUGCGUUUAAUUCGUUUUUCUACACAAAAUUAACAUCUGGUAAAACCGAAGACUACUAUAAUAAAGUGAAACGAUGGGUACACAAAAUAGAUUUAAUGUCUUUUUCCCAUAUUAUAAUGCCUAUUAAUGAAAAACACCAUUGGUAUUGUUGUAUUAUUCGAGGAUUGCCCACUUUGUUGGAAAUGAUCAAACUGCAAAAAGAAAAAUCCAACAAUGCCGAUUCUCCCGAUUCUGAAGAAAUGUUUAAACGAUGGGGAGUUGAAAUAUUUGUGUUUGAUUCGUUGGGUUUACGGAGAGAUAAUGUGAAGAAACCCCUAAAGGCGUUUUUGAUUGAUUAUUGCAAAGACAAAUACAAUUAUGACGUAAAUACCGACCAAAUCAGGGUUACGGCAGCCAAAGUUCCACGUCAGAACAAUUACAAUGAUUGUGGCUUACAUGUGAUUUACAAUGUGAAGAAAUGGCUUUUGAAUAUCGAGGCCUGUGAGUCGUUUUGGAGAAAGUGGCAACGAGGAGCUGCGAGAACCAUUUUUCUAGCCGACGAGCGAAACAAGAUGAGAAGGUAUUGGAUUGAGACCUUAUUAAAGUUGCAUAGUGAGCAGGCGCCAGCAAUCAAGAGGAGUUCCCAUGCCAAUGAGGAAGAGGAUGAUGACGAUAUUGUGGAAAUAGUGGACACUAAAACUAUUGUGCCUCCCCCUACAGACCAGCCCAAUCUCUCGCCACCAUCUAACCAAAAAUCAAAUGCUGUAUUUGACAAUAGUUUUCUAAAUCAGGAAUUUGGUAAUGAACACAUUCCGAGAUUUGUUGUUGAAACUUUAAACAAGAUUUUCCCCAAGAGGAGUUUGCACAUACCAGAUGAAAUGAAAAAACUUGUUUCAGCGUUUAUCAAAGAUUCACAGAGCAACGUUUCGUCAGAACAAGAACUCAAAGAAGUAUUUAUAAGGAACCACGAAGUGAUAAAAAAAGAGAUUGAAAAUCAGAACAGACCGAAAAACAAAACUAUUAGAAUUACAGAUGCUGUUUCAAAUUUACGAAUAGAUCCAGGUACGUUUUUUUGUCCAACCCAUAAAGAGAUUAGCAGUGGAUUAAGAAAAGAUCAAUUACUUGAGGAGAUCGAUGCCAGACCAAUAAUCAAGGCAAUACGCACACCACAAGAGUCCGACCAAAAUUCUAAUGAAAAGGAUGCGGAGGAUCACGCCACAUCUGAUUCUGAACACGUCCAGGUAGAAGAGGUUAAUUUAGAAGAGGACCGCAACUCUCGUCAACGGUUCACUAGAUCUCGCCAACGGGCAAAGCAAAAUAUUAUGGAUCUUGCAAUUUUUGAUAACAUUGAUAGAAAACGAAGAAAGUGUGAAUAG